Guyanagaster necrorhizus is the source of this 974-nucleotide messenger RNA. Its product is annotated as NAD-P-binding protein. Lineage: Eukaryota; Fungi; Basidiomycota; Agaricomycetes; Agaricales; Physalacriaceae. Bases 102 to 917 code for a protein of 271 amino acids. The record is from RefSeq and is a predicted model, not a curated record. The transcript is spliced from 6 exons.
GCUCCCUACUUUGGUUGUACAUAUAAUUUUCAGUCUAGACAACUAUUUCGAGUAGCCGGCGGCAGUUGACUGACUGAACCUUGAUUUCUUAUCGUCAAUCAAUGGAUCUCGAACUGAAAGAUGUGCACAUUCUCGUCACCGGGGCUAGCGGGGGCAUUGGCCUAGAGACGGCUUCUGAAUUUCUGAAGCAAGGUGCCAGGGUCACAGCGCAUUACAACACGAAACGUGAACCAUUGCUCGGUCUUCUUUCCGGUUAUGGCCCCGGGCGCAUUCAGGCAGUCCAGGCAAACCUGAUUUCAGAGAAAGAAGUGGAUUCUUUGUUCCAUGAUGCGUCUGCAGCAUAUGGCGUAGUACAAGUUGCCGUUAUCAAUCACGCUAUAUACGUUGCUGAAGACAUACCCGUGAAAGACAUGUCGCUCGAGCAGUGGAAGACCACUUUGGACGUCAACCUCACCUCCACAUUUCUCGUGGCACGAGGUUACCUGAAACAGCUGGAGCAUGCUUCCGACUCGGAAAAAGCCAAGGCAUCCCUUUUGUUUGUAGGGUCCUCAGCUGCCGAAUUUGGUGAAGCGAACCAUGCUGACUAUUCGGCCUCAAAGAGUGCGAUGAUGUAUGGUCUCACCAGGACCCUUAAGAAUGAGAUUGUUAAGAUCGCACCUAAGGCGCGGGUCAACUGCGUCGCCCCCGGGUGGACAAGGACGCCUAUGGCAGAAGAGAGUCUCAAGGACCCAAAUGUGGUGUACAGGGCAAUGGCCACGACCCCUUUGAAGAAGGUUGCAGUGCCGGCAGAUGUAGCUACACAAAUAGUCGUAAUGUCCUCAACCAGGAUAUCAGGUCAUGUAUCUGGUCAAGUCCUCAUGGUUGCAGGCGGCAUGGAAGGGCGGCUUCUCAAUGGGCCCCAGGACAUCGAUCUAUAAGUGCACCGGUUAUGCGUCCGAGUUCUAGGCCAGCCAAUAGGCGAGCUUGCGACUAAC